Molecule: messenger RNA, 231 nt
Organism: Caenorhabditis remanei
Lineage: Eukaryota; Metazoa; Nematoda; Chromadorea; Rhabditida; Rhabditidae
Exons: 2
Coding region: 1-231 (76 amino acids)
Source: RefSeq, a predicted model, not a curated record
AUGCCAGCUCUACGCAAUGUGACCUCAAAUGCGACUAGUACAACCACAUACAUUUCAACAACUCAUACUGUCAUGGAUACAGUUUGGUCGUUCUUGUUCAGUGGAUUGUUUCUCACAUUCUGUUGCUGUCCAUACAUCACUUCAACCGUCAUUGCAAUUGUUACAUUGAUUAUUGUUAAAAAGAAGAAGAAGUCAAAAGGAACAGACAAUUCAAAUUCAGCCACUUCAUAG